Messenger RNA from Penicillium cinerascens, 5076 nucleotides. RefSeq lists its product as uncharacterized. The record is from RefSeq and is a predicted model, not a curated record. The transcript is spliced from 2 exons. Lineage: Eukaryota; Fungi; Ascomycota; Eurotiomycetes; Eurotiales; Aspergillaceae. Gene Ontology annotation, cellular component: nucleus; site of double-strand break. Bases 1 to 5076 code for a protein of 1691 amino acids.
AUGCCAUCUCCUGCAACGCCGAACCGCCCCUCCAACCCCGGAGGGACUGCCAAAUCUACGAAGCCGCUCGAUCUCGGCCAGCCGUUGGGGGUCCACGACACGAACACGGUGCGCGCGAGAGUGCGGCAAUGGCAGCAACAAGGCGGCGGAGUAAUAACGAUCGAUGACGGUGUCUACGAUAACGACGACGAAGAGAACAAACCAAAAGCGACGCCGAAACCGAAACCCAAGGCCGCCAAGGUGAAGCCGGACAAGGUGGAAAAGCCCAAGGAGAAAGAGAAGGAUAAGCUUCCGACGACCAGGGAGCGCAGUCAUAGCACGCCGCGCAAGCGAGUCAUCAGUGACGAACACUGGAAGAGGAAUCGGUCUUCGACGCAAGCCUCUUCACGAAACCUACCCGCUCCCAAACGAAUCAACGAAUACACGACGAAUGAGGGGACGGGGUCUCCACGCGCAAGACGGGUCAAUGAAAAAGACGAGCUGGGAAGACCCCAGCGCGGUGGACGUCGAGAUGCCACUGCAUCCAAAUCUCCCACUCGUGAAGGGACGCGCUCAACCCCGCACAAACAAGAUACCGAGUCAGUGACGGAUAGCGACUUGGAGACCGAUCUGCCCACAGCCACGGUCUUGUCAGAUAUCCCAGAACUAUUAAGAAGGGAAUCGCCACUUCCAGAUGAUGUGGAAUGGGCAAAAAGCGAGGCCGACUUUACCGAGCUGUCACGGCGGCGUGCUCGUGGCCAAACCUCUCGGGGGUAUUCGAAAGUGCCCAAGGGAGGAAUUUUUGCACAGAUAGUGGAUGAGUCCAGGAAAAUGUUUAAAGCCACCAAGGCCAACCCCCCUCCACCCGGACAGCGCGGAGCCAAGAUUGAGGCAUGGCUGUCGGACACGCCCGACCCCUUUCUCGACAAUGACUCGAAGAGUGAUAUGCCUGGUCCUCUAGACAUGAAAUCGGCACGAGCAAGGCGAUCAAGAAGACUGGCAGAUGACGAAAGCACAUGUUUCUCUCAAUCCGACCUGUCAUUAGAAAGCGAGUCUCGCCCGAAGAGUUCCCACAGCCGACAUUCUAGGGACAAGGAUGGCAUCUCCGAGAAGCGCAAGUCGCAAGACCGUGACCCCGUGUCAGACGGCAGACGAUCCAGUAUUGACAAAACUCCGAGACUGUUGCCACUCAGGAUUCGAGAAGACAGAUUGCGCGACAAGCAUUAUGGAGAAAGCACCUUGAGUUUGGAUUCAGACCUACAGACGGUCUCGGAGGGAUCAGAAGUCUCGGGCAACAAUGCGCCUGUCCCAGUCGGCCGCAAGAAACCAUUCCCUAUGACUGGGAACCACCGCCUGUCGACGAUCGCCUCUGCUGAAACCCUCAGUACUCUUCCUGAAGAAUCAGUCGCCUCCCAAAAGAAGCACGACCCUAAAGAAAAGUCGAUGGAAGAAGCAGAGGAGGCAACCGAAGAGAAGGACCGUUUUGAUCCCGAUUCUCUCCCCGCAGUUUCUUCACAGUUGAAACGACGCCUUACUACCCAUAAUGAUCUUAUGUCGGUUCUGUCUGUCCCCAGCGGUCGAAGCAGAAGCAUCCGAUCUGCUCGAAGUAUCCGGACAAACAAGAGCCGUCUGGCCAGUGCCACGGUUCUCGACAUCAUGGCCGAACUCUCUGCAGAUGAAACAAAGUAUAUGCGCGAGCUCAAGACUCUCGUGGGCGGUGUGAUCCCGGUGCUGUUAACCUGUGUGUUGUCGCGCUCCGACUCUGCUAUUGCUGCUGGUCUUUUCCGGCCUUCUAUGGACCCGAAAGAUGACCUAAACUUUUCCAAACCCAUUGUCAACAUGGGAGUGGCAAUUGAACGGCUAAAAACCUUACACAAGCGCAUCCCGCAAGACAAUCCGGAUGCAUUGCUUACGUGGGCCCAGGGUGCGCAAAGAGUUUACCGGGAAUACCUCAAGGCGUGGAGACUCGGGUUCAAAGAUGUCAUUGUCAACCUUGCACCGUUGGAAGAGGGCGAGGAAGACAACGGCGAUACAAAGAGUCUUGACGAGGGCAUGGAGCGUGAUGAGAAUGGCGAUGUGGUCGAUGCUGACGGCGAGAAGGUGGACGUCGCUUAUCUGCUGAAGCGACCUUUGGUACGACUCAAAUAUCUCGCCAAAAGCUUCAAGGGAAUCAAUAUUCUGCAACCCUCAACCAAAGCCGAGGAGAUCGCGAAUGCAUACCAAGCGCUUGUGGUAGAUGCACGAAAACGAGCACGGAAUGAACGAGCAAGGCUCGAGGACGAGUCCGCCGCAAGCAUCGACCCGACUCGCGCCAGAGACCCGAUGACAAUGGGCAUACUUCAAAAUGUCUCAGUUGAUCAGACCCGCCAUGUCCGGGCCCGCGACUUUUUCAAUUUGUCUCUGUACCACUCUAGUGGCCAAUUGGUUGACUGUCGGGCUGAACUGUUAUACCGGGAUAACGCACCGAGUAAUGGCCCAGGAGGCGACUUGUUGAUUUGUGAAAUCGACCAUUCGGAUCGCUGGCUCCUUUUCCCGCCUAUGGAUAUCCGCUGCGUCUCUGCCCGGGUCGGCGAUACAAAAGGCGAGAUCGUGAUAAUGCUCCGCAGCGCCAUCAACGAGGAAAAAUAUUGGCAGGAGUUGAUUUCCCUUCGCAUCGAUGAAGUAGUAAUUGGCUCUGAGUGGGUCCAGCUCUUGGGCUCAGAUCCUGUUCCACCGGCAUUAUUCAGAAGCCAGAGCUUCAUCAGUCGCGCCAAGCAGCAUAAGGCUCGCAAACCUUCUGUCAGCGACUCUCCUCCGCGGGCCAAUCCCAGUGAGGUUGAUAUUCCGAUUGGCGAGAAAGCGACAAGCAAACGGCGCUCUUUGACACCCAAGGAGCACUACUCUGAACCCAGUACUGUUAGCUCCGCCACCGACAACAGAAGCUCUUUAUACUCCACGGUAACUCGGGAGACUGGCUAUACUACCGGAGUGUCCGAGUUGUCCAACAAGCAACCCCGCUCAGGUUUGGAGCUUCUUCCAUCAAGGGCGAGCCCAGAAAAGGCCUCUACUGGCUUGAAGAGGUCCAAGGCACAGAGACAUUCCCGCUAUGGUGACAACUAUGUGGAUAGCCCCACUUCUGAUAACGCCUCUCCUCAGACUAUUGUCUCGGACAAGAUGGCCGAGUCUCCACCGGCAACAGGUUUGCCUGCAGAAGGCAGGUUCUACGGCAGCGAGGUCAAAGAUACCAUCAAACCUGCCGACUCGUUUAGGGAGAAGUCUCCCCCGAAGACGCCUCGCACGCCCCGAAGAGAAUCUCCAGAGCCCGAGUCUCCUCGAGUAUCAUCUGUCCCCUCGGCAUACCUCCCUCAGAUCCCCAAGAUUCGAAGCACCAGCAGCCAAACCCAUUUGUCGGCUCCGUCCACCGCUGAGACCGAAGUGGAAGAAGAAGACUACCCUCCCCUGGAGUCAUUGCCAGAGCAAGAGCCGCCGGAGACGCCGACUCAUUCACGACGGAGAAAAUCCCGGCCUAAAUCGAAGCACGAUGAUGCGCCUCCGCCUCCACCACCGCAUCGCUCGCCAAGCUCGAAGCUUUCCCCCGCCCCGGUUCUCAGCCCGGCGGGCGUCAAGAUCAAGCGAAGGGGCUCCUCCCCUCUGAAGCAUGAAUAUGAACCUUCUACUGCUUCAGACUCUUACUCGGAUUCCGACUCGGACGCAUCGACGGUGCGCCGCUACAGUAAUUCAUCAUCGGAAUACUCGAGAGACGUGUCCGAUUCAGACUACUCCUCGGCAUCGGAAGAGGAUGACGAGGAAGGAGACCUGCCCAAACCGAAGACCCGCGGACCUUCCACCACAGCGACGAGCUCGCUGUCUCCUUCCAACUCUGCCUCGCAGAGUGGCUAUAGAACUGUGCCGCUGCAACCUGCCAAGUCGACCAAGAGUAUUGCCUCCAUUUUUGCUUGGUCCAACAAAGGGAAUUGGGAGACCUUGGUCCCUGAUGAAUGCAGUAUUACUGUCAGCCCCGGGCUGAUCGAAGCGUUCAAGAUGAACGCCGAUUCCCACAACACCUCACCGGCGAGGUCACCGCGCCCUCUUAUCUCCAUGGAACUUACACCACUUGUUCCCAUCCGCCGAGGUACUGCCAUUGACAUUAGUAUCCGCUCUCCUCCCACCGAGCGGUCCAAGAUCAACACCAGCAACAAUAUCAUGUUCCGUUCCCGCAACCCUGACGACUGCGACGCUCUUUACGCUCUUAUUAACCACUCUCGAAUCAACAACCCCACCUACAUCGCCCUCCAAAAUGCCCGCGGUCCCUUCAACGAUCAUGUCCUACCCAACUACGACCCAGCCCCCAAGUCCGGAGGAAGCUGGUUCGGCUUCCCCCGCCGCAGGAAGAGCUACCGGGCUUCCGGCUCUCCACGCUCCCUCGCCGAAGGCUCCGAAAGCAGUGUCGGAACCAUGAGCAGCGCUUUCUCCGCCCUCAAACGCUUCGGCGCCGGCAGCAAGAUGUUCAACAUCUCCCGCUCCACCGUGACAUCUCGCAGCGGCCACGAAGGCAGCGUGUAUUCCGGCGACGGAGACUCAAGCCCCUCUCCAUCAGGCGGUAUCGGCCGCAUCGCAGCAGCCAUCAAGGGCGUCGACGGCAUCGGUCUAUCCAACGCCAAGAUUCGUAUUUACCUGCGUGAAACCGCGUCCAAGUGGCGCGACAUGGGCGCUGCCCGUCUGACCAUCAUGCCCGCACCCCUCAAGAACCCACCCUCUCGCCCCGGUACCGCUGUUAGCGGCCGCAGCGACGGAAGUGGAACCCACGGCGACGGAACUGGCAGCUCAUCCCCCAGCUCUGGCGCAGCUACACCGCGGAAUGCAGAGUCCGAGAAACGCAUCAUAAUUCGCGGCAAGACCCGCGGUGAAGUCUUGUUAGAUGUCUGCCUGCCCGAGAGCUCAUUUGAACGCAUUGCCCGUACCGGAAUCGCAGUGUCGGUGUAUGAAGAGAACGAAGGCGGCACUGUCGCCAAACAGGGUGGCGUCUCUCCCAACUCGCAGCGCAUCUACAUGCUCCAGAUGAAGAGCGAGGCCGAGACGGCGUAUACAUUUGGACUUGUCGGGAAGCUACGGUAUUAA